AUGAUGUUCCAAUACCCUCUUUUUGCGUUGAGUUUGAGUUUGAGUUUGAGUUUGGUUGGCAAUGCUGCUGGGUUUGCUCCUCUUCCAUUGACCUUGAAGACUACAAGCAGUGCUGCUGGUACUGUUGUUGAUCACAUGAGUGUGAGCUCUGCUUUGUUUGCCAAGAAGAAAAACAAGAAAAACAAAAAGAACAACGAAGAUGACGAUGGCGAAGAUCACGAUCCCAACCUUGAAAUGCUGCGCCAACAGUUGGAAAUGCAGUGGCAGGUGCAGAAGAGCCAUGAGCAAGGACCUGGACAUGGACCUGGACCUGGACAUGGACCUGGGCAGCACAAGAUGAAUGGAGUUGGAGAACCUGGCUUUAGCAGUCUCUUGGGUCCUCCUCCGAUGCAACCCAUGCAGCAGCAGCCAUACCCUAUGCAGCAGCAACCUUACCCCAUGCAGCAGCAACCAUACCCCAUGCAACAUGGACCUCAGCCUUAUCCUUACCCUGGACCCCCUCAUGGCCAUCCUCAUGGACCCCCUCAUGGCCAUCCCCACGCUCAGCCACCCAUGGGAGGCAUGGCAAUGGGCAUGGGAAUGUCAGCCAGAGAUCAGGCGGAAGCCGAUUGGAUUGAGCAGCGCAUGGCUCAGGAUGAUCAACAUUGGAGAAACGUUGGACAGCCAGCCACUGAGGAAUGGUUUGCCAGAAAUGGCUAUGUUCCUCCCUACAUGGUUCAAAAUCAGCAGCAACUUCAACGUCAGAAUCCACAGCAACAGCAACCCCAAAAUCAACGUCAACAGCAACAGCAGCAGCAACAAGGACACCAGACGGCUCAUGAGCAAAUCCAGAAUAUGCCCAAGGGACGGAAUCGAUCUGCAAGAGACCAAAUGUUCCGUAUUCACAACCAGCUCAAGAAUCACCCAAACUUUGCCGACGACGUGCUCUAUAACGAUCAGCAACAGCAGCAGCAGUCUUCAGCUCCUUUCCCUUAUCCACAAGAAUUCAUUGAAGACGACUUUGUCGGCGGAGGCGAUGAUGACUCGUGGGUCAAGCAAGGUUUUGAACAAAGCGGCCCUCCCAUCUUUGGAACUCCACAGCAGCAGCAGCAGCAACGCCAUCCCACAAGUGAAACUGCCAGGGGACACGAACCCAUCCUGCCCAUGCCAAAGGCAAAGGAUGGUUCCGCCAGAGACCAAAUGUUCCGCAUUCACAACCAACUCAAGAAUCACCCAAACUUUGCCGACGACAAACUCUUUGGACCUGAAGACUUUGUUGACCAGAACCAGAACAAUCAGUUCCAACAACAACAACAAGAUCCAAACAUGUUUCGUGGCGAACCACCCAUGAAUCGUCCGCCACAAGGCCCAGGUCCAUUCGACCAAGGAUUCUUUGGAGGUCCUCCACCACCACCACAUGGCGGUGACGAUGAACCAUACUGGGGCAUCUAA
Messenger RNA from Seminavis robusta, 1431 nucleotides. The record is from the annotation of a GenBank genome assembly. NCBI's taxonomy places the organism in Eukaryota, Bacillariophyta, Bacillariophyceae, Naviculales, Naviculaceae.